CCACAUGUUGGGGAAGAACGCUGCAGCGACCCAGAAACAGCCGAGCGGCCGUGAUAAAAAGGAGAUAUUACAAAAGCGAGGCAUAAGGAUGGCUGGCCAUUAGUGAGCUGACGGGGCAUCUUGUGACUUUUUUUUUUUUUUUGCCCUCCAGAAGAGGAAGGAAAGUGGUCACUGACGGUCCCGAAGCCGGCGGAGCCUGUGCUGUUUUUCCACGGCUCUCGGCUCUGCCGUUUACGGACAAGGCAAGAGGUCAGCAGCAAAUAGAACCAAGCGACUCUUCUGGAGGAAAGUGAUUACCCAGCCAGGUUCUCUUCGGCUUUUUGAGAAACGGGGGAAACAGCCUGGCCUGGGAUCCCGUCCAGGAUGGAUGUUGGGAUCGCGUCUUUGCGCUCGGAGGCGGUGUUGGCCAUGAAAACGGCGCUGGUUUCUGCGGACGCCUUACAGCUCACCCUGAAGCCCGAGCCCAGUCAGGAGGAGCAGGCCCUCACUCGCCACUCCAGCAGCAAGUCCAGAGAGGCACAGAAAGACCGGAAUGAAGACCUCAAAGAGAUGCUGGAGAGCAGCAAGGAGUCGCUCAAACUGGAGGCCAUGAAGAGGGUUGUUGGCCUAAUUGCCAAAGGAAAGAACGCCUCCGAGUUGUUUCCUGCCGUUGUGAAGAACGUUGCGAGCAAGAACAUCGAGCUUAAGAAGCUGGUGUAUGUGUACCUGGUGAGGUAUGCAGAGGAGCAGCAGGACCUGGCUUUGCUCUCCAUCAGCACCUUCCAGCGGGCCCUGAAGGACCCAAACCAGUUAAUCCGGGCGAGCGCGCUGAGGGUUCUGUCCAGUAUCCGCGUCCCGAUCAUCGUCCCCAUCAUGAUGUUGGCCAUCAAGGAGGCCGCGGCCGACCUGUCCCCCUACGUCAGGAAGACCUCCGCCCACGCCAUCCAAAAGCUCUACAGCCUGGACCCAGAACAGAAGGAACAGCUGAUCGAAGUGAUUGAGAAGCUCCUGAAAGACAAGAGCACACUGGUGGCCGGCAGCGUGGUGAUGGCGUUCGAGGAGGUGUGCCCGGACCGCAUCGACCUGAUCCACAAGAACUACAGGAAGCUGUGCAACCUGCUGGUGGACGUGGAGGAGUGGGGGCAGGUGGUCAUCAUCUCCAUGCUGACGCGCUACGCCAGGACGCAGUUCACCAGUCCCUGGAAGGAGGGUGUAGAGUUUGAUGAGAACAACGAGAAGGCUUUCUACGACUCCGACUCCGAGGAGAAAAAGGGACCGACGGAGUCGAAGCCCUACAUCAUGGAUCCCGAUCACCGGCUGCUGCUCAGAAACACCAAACCUCUGCUGCAGAGCCGGAACACUGCCGUUGUAAUGUCGGUGGCACAGCUUUACUGGCACCUUGCUCCAAAACACGAGGUCAGCAUCGUCACAAAGUCGUUGGUCCGGCUGCUGAGAAGCCACAGAGAGGUGCAGUACAUUGUGCUUCAGAACAUCGCCACCAUGUCCAUCCAGAGGAAGGGGAUGUUCGAGCCCUACAUGAAGAGCUUCUACGUGAGGUCCACCGACUCCACGCAUAUAAAAACACUAAAGUUGGAGAUCCUGACAAAUUUAGCCAAUGAAGCAAACAUCUCAACCAUCCUGAGGGAAUUCCAGACGUACGUGAAGAGCCAGGACAAGGCGUUUGCAGCAGCCACCAUCCAGGCCAUCGGCAGGUGCGCCACCAACAUCACCGAGGUGACGGACACGUGUCUCAACGGCCUGGUGCUGCUGCUGUCCAACAGAGACGAGACGGUGGUGGCGGAGAGCGUGGUGGUCAUCAAGAAGCUGCUCCAGACUCAGCCCACUCAGCACAGCGACAUCAUCAAACACAUGGCCAAGCUCUUUGACAACAUCACCGUUCCGAUGGCGCGGGCAAGCAUCCUGUGGCUGAUUGGCGAGUACUGCGAGAGGGUGCCCAAGAUCGCUCCGGACGUCCUGCGCAAGAUGGCCAAGACGUUCACCGCUGAGGAGGACAUCGUCAAGCUGCAGACGGUCAACCUGGCCGCCAAACUCUACCUCACCAACUCCAAGCAGACCAAACUGUUGACCCAGUACAUCCUCAACCUCGGCAAAUACGACCAGAACUACGACAUCAGAGACCGAACCCGUUUCAUCAGACAGCUGAUCGUGCCGAGCGAGAAGAGCGGCGCCCUCAACAAGUACGCCCGACGCAUCCUACUGGCCCCAAAGCCGGCCCCGGUGCUCGAGUCUUCCUUCAAAGAUCGGGAUCGUUUCCAGUUGGGAACUCUCUCGCACAGCCUCAACAUUAAAGCCUCGGGGUACCAGGAGCUCUGCGACUGGCCCGCCGUCGCUCCUGACCAGUCUGUGAGGAACGUGGAGGUCAUAGAGCCAGAGCAAGAGUGGACGGCCACAGUCAGCAAGGCCAAGAACCUGAAAUCUGAUGAGAAAUUCUACUCCGAUGAUGAAGAGGAGAACGAGAAGGAAGGAUCUGACAGCAGCGGCAGUGAAGACAGCAGCAGCAGCAGCAGCAGCGAAGAGUCGAGCAGUGAAAGUGAGGAGGAGAGCAGCGACGAAGAGUCAACCAAGAGCUCCGGUCACACUGGGGGAAGCUCCAGCGAUUCAGAAAAAAGCUCCAGCGAGUCUGAAUCUCAGCAGAAAAAGAAGAAAAGGACCAAAAAGGCGCCGCAAAAGAAAACGAAGCCGGCCGCUGCUGACAGUGAAUCGGAUGAGAACGGGAACGGACCUGCGGCCGUGGAGAGCAGCUCGUCGGCUGAAACCUCGUCGGACUCGGAGACGGAUUCUGAGGAGGACUCGGACUCGGACUCGCCGCCGCCGACCCAGAAAAAGAAUGACGCCAAGUCGAAAUCGAAGGUGGCUGUGAAGUCAAAGGAGGUUUCUCUCUUGGAUCUUGAUGAUUUUUCUCCUGCGCCGACGAACCCGGCCCAGUCCGUGGCCUUGUCCCCGAGCCUGCUGUCCGACCUGGAGGGCCUCUCCCUGUCCAACGUCUCCUCCGCCGCCGUGCAGGUCAGCACGCAGUCCUUCGGCCCCGUGAAGAGCUACGAGUUGCUCCACCACAUGACUGGAAAAGGUCUCUCGGCCAAGUACCACUUCCCCAGGCAGCCGUGUCUGUACCAGCCCAGCAUGGUCUCGGUGCAGCUCUCACUGACCAACAACUCGGACCACUGCCUGGAGGAGAUCCACAUUGGGGACCGAACCCCGGCAAGCCUGAACAUCCACUGCUUUAACACUAUCGAUCGGUUGCAGCCAGAGGCCUCGGUGACGGUAUCCAUGGGCAUUGACUUCAGCGACUCCACACAAGCCGCCAACUUCCAGCUAUGCACCAAGGAGGACCGGUUCAACGUGUCCAUUCAGCCCGCCGUCGGGGAGCUGUUGAUGCCCAGCUCCAUGACUGAGCAGGACUUCUGCAAGGAGCAAGGAAAGCUGCUGGGUAUGAAUGAGACGUCCGCCACCGUCACCGCGACCAGCGCCUCCAGCCAGAACAUCAACAAGCAGGUCCUGUCUGUGGCCAACGUCGGGGUGGUUUCAUCCAGCCAGUCCAACGUCAGCAGGUUCGCCGGGCGGACGGUCAGCAGCGGCGCUCUGGUCCUGGUGUCCCUGGAGCUGAGGGAGUCGCCCACGGCGCUGCUCACCAUCAACACGGAGAAGAGCGUCAUGGCGUCCAUGCUGCUCCGAGACCUCAAGCAAGCCCUCGCUCAGCCCUAGAGCGACCCGUCCCAACUUCCUGUAGUCGAACAUAAAGGGCGACGCCGAAAUGAAGAUUUAAUGCAUUUUUAUUCCUGUGAUUCUGGUACAUCUGUCUGGUUUUUAUUUUAAGAGUCUAAAAGUUCAAGGAGGGGAGCUUUAACGGAGAAUACAGUGAAACAAGCUUGUCCAGAAACACAGGAGUAACUUUGUGCAUCUCUUGACUGAAGUUGAAAUCUCCAUUCAGACUCUGAAAGCAUCACACACUCGUGUUUCAGUUUCCUGUUUGCAGCCAGAGGUGAACGUGACACUUCGGUCUUUGACCACCUGGCUGUUCAGUUUUGCGCCCAAAGAGGUUGGAACUGUGUGGAAAGUGUCAAUAAAACAUGAUGGAAUCUUGAAUUGUUCUCAUAAGUCUAUAUUCUGAUCACAUGAGGACAUUUUACCAUUUCACUGACCUUACUGACUUAUUUUGACCUUAACAUCUCAAAAGAACCGGGAUGUUUGCCGCUUUGUAUUUUGUAUUAAAUUUUGUGCAAUUUAGAAAAGUCGUCUUUGAAUUAUUUUUUUUUUUUUUUUUUUGCAUUUCAGGCAAAAUAUGUAACGUUUAAACUUUUGUUAGAUGAUUUUUUUUUUUUUUGUAGAAAAGCCAACAUGUAGUCCAACAGAAGAGACGUGCUGAAAUGACGUCUCCUCAGACUCAUUGUGUAUCUUUAAGAAAAAUUUUUUAUAUAUAAUUGUUCUUGUUGCAACAAUUGUUUAUUUUUUUCUAAAGGUUUUUGCCUGCUCUUUGUACACUCGACAUGUUACUGACCCGCUGCCAGUCCUCCUUUCUGAGCUCCACAUGCGGUUCUGUCCCGGCUUUUACGAAAUGAGUUUCAUGAGAUGGUAAAAGGAUUUUGCUUUUAGCGUUUGCCCUGUGAUCUACGCCCCUGUUCGAACAAUGUAGCCUUAUGAGAAUUACAGUUGAUUGCGCCACAUUUUAUUAAAGAUUUUGCACAUAGUUCCAACUUUUAUUUUUGGAAAUUUGGUUUGUACCUCUCCUGUGACUAUUCAGCCUUCAAGCGGUCUGUAAAGCAUGUAUCCUGGUACGGCGUGCGUGUCCCCUGUAGUCUUGAUGAGGGGAAAAUGAGAAAGUAGAACUCCUCCGCACUAUUUCCAACUGGUUAAUUUCACAUUUCAGCCAAACCACAUCUGUCAAAGUGCCUUCGGUGUGAGGUUAACAACAUCCAGGAAUCCAAUCACACAUCAGAAUUAAAUGAACAAGAUGUUUUUAUCUGUACUGCUACUCCUGAAUAAUAAAAUGUGAC
Salarias fasciatus (jewelled blenny) is the source of this 4991-nucleotide messenger RNA. RefSeq names its product adaptor related protein complex 3 subunit beta 1a (gene ap3b1a). Lineage: Eukaryota; Metazoa; Chordata; Actinopteri; Blenniiformes; Blenniidae. Gene Ontology annotation, cellular component: AP-3 adaptor complex; membrane coat; clathrin adaptor complex. The record is from RefSeq and is a predicted model, not a curated record. Gene Ontology annotation, biological process: intracellular protein transport; vesicle-mediated transport. The transcript is spliced from 27 exons. Bases 364 to 3702 code for a protein of 1112 amino acids.